AACAUCAUCCAAUUUUUGUGCCCUAGCCCCGUUAGCUUAGGAUCAGUGUGAGUAUAGGGAAUUGCAGUGGCAAUUAAAUUCCGGUUUCGAACUCAUGCACCCGCAGCAGAAUGGCGGUGUGGCGGCGGUGGCAGGCCAGCCCGCAUGUGCUUCUUGCAAGCACCAACGGAAGAAGUGCGACGAGAAGUGCGUAUUGGCCCCACACUUCCCCGCAGAGAGGAAAGCGGAGUUCGACGCUGCCCAGAAGGUGUUCGGGGUCAGCAACAUGUCGAAGAUGAUGAAAAAAGUGCUGCCAGAGCAGCGGACGGACGUUGCGGAGUCCCUCAUCUGGGAGGCCACUUGCUGGACUCGGGACCCGGUGCAAGGCCCUAGGGGCGAGCACAAGCAGCUCCAGCACGAGCUCGACUACUACAAAGAGCUGCUGGCCAAGUUCCAAUGCCCCCAGAGGUUUAAGCCCGCCCCGGCCCCAGCGACGGCCUUGCCAUCAGGGUCAGCUCCCGGUGGGUGGGGAUACCCCAACACCAGAAACCACAGCCACAGCAACGGCUACCGCAAUGAGGCCAACGGGAUAAUCACUGGCAAUGGGGCCAGCAGCAAUCAUGCCAAUGCAGUUAACUUCACUGGGGGGCAUCAGAUUAUUAGCAACGCCACUGCUCCUGCUACUGCUCUGACCUAUGUUCACGACAAUGGAAGCUCGAUCAUCGACCCGAGCCCAUAUGGCUCUGCUAACAGCAAUGGACAGAGCCGUGAGACUGUAAGUCAUCAGGAGAGGGAGAUCGCAUCGUCCAUGCGGCUGGCAACUCAGAUGCAUCCGUCGCACCACCGGAUCAAUGGUUUCAAUCAUCAGCAGGGGUAUUACGACUUUCCAGGUACAUAA
This is a messenger RNA of Punica granatum (pomegranate), 877 nucleotides long. The record is from RefSeq and is a predicted model, not a curated record. Lineage: Eukaryota; Viridiplantae; Streptophyta; Magnoliopsida; Myrtales; Lythraceae.